AUGGCGAACGCCAACAUGACUCCGAUGCCUUUUGUGCGAAAAUUUGGAUCUGCGAGUACAACUGCAUCAACAGAUCGAAGUUCUCCUACUUCAAGGGACGAUGAUUCAGGUAAACAGUCACUUUCUGCGUUAGCACAAUCUGCAUUCCCAUCUAGAUACGACCCAAAUGCGUUUGUCGAUAUCUCUGGCGCUGCCAUAUCGGCUCCAACUGUCACAGGAGCAUGCAAAAGAUGUGGAUAUCCUGGACAUCUGUACUUCCAAUGCCGAAAUCACAUUCAAGUUAAACCGAAUCAAUCAACAAAGGCCUACGAAGUCAGUUCGACGUCAUCUGAAUCGAGUGCCGAUGAGACGCCGCUUGUCGCUCUGGAAAAAGAGAAAGAACGAAAGAAGUUGAAGAAGUUGAGAAAGAAGGAACGUAAGGAGAGAAAGCAGGAAAAGAAGGCCAAAAAGAAGCUUGCUCGAAAAGAAGCCAAGAAGAGACGCCGUGAUUCCAGCUCUGAAAGUGAUUCUGAUUCUGAUGAUGAUCACAAGAGAAGGAAAAGAAGCAAGAAGAGCAAAAAGGAGAAAAGAAAGCGUCGGCACUCGUCUUCAUCGGAUUCGGAUUCGGAUACAGACUAUGAGCGUCAUGACUCAAAACGUCGUAGAAGAUCAUAA
Caenorhabditis briggsae is the source of this 654-nucleotide messenger RNA. The transcript has 3 exons. NCBI's taxonomy places the organism in Eukaryota, Metazoa, Nematoda, Chromadorea, Rhabditida, Rhabditidae. The record is from RefSeq and is a predicted model, not a curated record. The coding region runs from base 1 to 654 and encodes 217 amino acids.